AUGGAGCUGGGGCUUCUGCACCGGAAGCUGUGUCUCAAUAGGGCCACAAGACCAGGUUCCAUCAUCCCGAGACCUAGCUGUGCUACUGGAUGGUUUUACUACAAGUCCUGUUGCUAGGGAUACUUCCAGAAGCUGAAGAACUGGUCUGAUGCUAAGCUCGAGUGUCAGUCGUAUGGAAACGGAGCCCACCUGGCAUCUAUCCUGAAUUUAAAGGAAGCCAACACCAUAGCAACGUACAUAGGUGGCUGUCAAAGAAACAAGCCCAUAUGGAUCUACCUGCAUGACCUGCAGAAGGGGCAACAGUGGACGUGGCUCGAUGGGGCCACGUAUAUUUACAGAGCUCUGUCUGGCAAGUCCGUGGGUGGGAACAAGUACUAUGCUGAGAUGAACGCCAUGAACACGCAGCUCUCCACUCUCAGAAUACAGGCUCUCAUGGCAGAAAAGUACAAGGAAUGA
Orcinus orca (killer whale) is the source of this 456-nucleotide messenger RNA. It is a transcript of the gene REG4, whose product is annotated as regenerating family member 4. The transcript has 5 exons. The record is from RefSeq and is a predicted model, not a curated record. NCBI's taxonomy places the organism in Eukaryota, Metazoa, Chordata, Mammalia, Artiodactyla, Delphinidae. Gene Ontology annotation, molecular function: mannan binding; signaling receptor activity.